AAAAGCUCCGCCCCUUGAUUACAGCUAGCUACAGCAGUAGACCUUCCCGGUAGAUUUAAAUGAACAGAAACAAAACAGCACGAGAACGAAUGGAAUAAAGGACGAAAAGCAACCACAAACAGGAACUGAUCUCGACUUUUUUAGUAGGUACAAGGAUUAUUUUCACGGGCUGUAUAACGAUUAUUGUCCGUGUACAUUGUGAACAUUUCAUUUUGUGAAGAUGAGACUUCGGUCUCGAAGUAUUGCUGACCCUUCAUCAGCACAGUUUAACGGUUGGCGGUCCUCGAAGAGAGCGGCUCAGAGCGUAACUCCGGAAAAGGAUGAAGAUGUACAACAGCCAGACAACCAGUCACUCUACCCUGAUGAUGAUAUCCCCACCGCUACAAAGCGCCCUCUUGUACAAGGGCGUGGGAGGAAAAGGGUGGCAGCCCCUGCCUAUGAAGACAGAGAAGAUCUGGGCUUCAAGACCCCCGUUAAUGUGCACCAUCACCGGGUGCUGUCGGAGCUAAACCCCUCCUCUCCCCUCAAUUCCACUGUGCGAAAUAUCUACUCCCCCAUGGUCCGGUUCCUCACACCUACCAAGGAAAAUGCGAGAACCCCCAGCAGUGGUGAUGUGAUGAGCCCAGAGCAGUGUGUGUUUGGCUAUGGUUCCAUCAGCCUUCUCGCUGGAGAUGAGGACAACGAUGACGUUUUCAGCCCCUUUACCUUCAUCAAGAACAUUCCAUCCAAAUCCCAGCAAUCCAAACCGUGCAUACGAGACAUCCCACCUAAGACGAGGAGUACGCCCCAAGCCACUCUAGUUUUAGAUCUGGAUGAAACGCUCAUAUACAGCUCUCUGAACCGGAUUGAGGAUGCAGAGUACACCUUUCGCACAUGCUUCCAGGACAAUCAGUACAAAGUCUACAUGAUUCUACGACCACAUGUGAAAGAAUUUCUGGAAGCCAUGACAAAACAUUUUGAGAUGUUUGUUUAUACAUCUGCAAAGAAAGAAUAUGCAGAGAAAAUACUGGACAUCUUGGACCCGAAAAGAAGGCUGUUUCGACACCGUUUGUAUCAACAGGACUGUACCUGUGUUCUUGGGCACUAUGUCAAGGAUUUGGGCGUACUUGAGAGGGACCUUGCUAAAACGGUGGUUUUGGACAAUGCUCCACACACAUACCCCUACCAUCUGAUGAAUAUGCUUCCCAUCAAGAGCUGGUCUGGGGAUAAGGAGGACAAAGAACUUCAGAAGCUCAUCCCGUAUCUUGAGAGAGUGUCCGGAACAGAUGAUUGCCGGGAGGUACUGAAGAGGAGGACAGACCACUUUCACAGACUGCUCUCUGAAGAUUGAGAAAAGGCUUCUGAUCAUCCUUCCAUAAAUGUUUUAAUUGCAAACAUGAACUAGAUCUACUAUUCUAGUCCUUCUGUAUAAUCCCUGAAUGACCAAUGGGUUUCUUAUAGUGUGUCAAUUUAAAAUGCAGAGAUUCUAUAUCGUUCCCAAACAUUUCUCACUCAGCCCAGCAAUAAAUUGCUAAUAGUUGAAAAAUGAACUAUUUGAAUAUAAUGAUGCAACUUAAAAUAUGUUCUUCAUACUUAAUAAUCCUAAUUUAUUGACAGAAAAUAGCUUUUUAGAAGCUGUUAUGUAAAUAUUUUGAUUAUUUUAGUGACAUUAUUGGAUUUUUCACCUCAACAAAAGCCAGAACAAGUUUAUCUGUAAAUAAUAAAACAACUUAAACCAU
Molecule: messenger RNA, 1718 nt
Organism: Salvelinus fontinalis (brook trout)
Lineage: Eukaryota; Metazoa; Chordata; Actinopteri; Salmoniformes; Salmonidae
Gene: ctdspl3
Product: CTD (carboxy-terminal domain, RNA polymerase II, polypeptide A) small phosphatase like 3
Exons: 11
Coding region: 221-1330 (369 amino acids)
Molecular function (GO): phosphoprotein phosphatase activity
Source: RefSeq, a predicted model, not a curated record